Helobdella robusta is the source of this 2339-nucleotide messenger RNA. RefSeq lists its product as hypothetical. Gene Ontology annotation, cellular component: ribosome; 90S preribosome; cytosolic small ribosomal subunit. The transcript has 13 exons. Bases 102 to 983 code for a protein of 293 amino acids. Gene Ontology annotation, biological process: ribosomal small subunit assembly; cytoplasmic translation. Lineage: Eukaryota; Metazoa; Annelida; Clitellata; Rhynchobdellida; Glossiphoniidae. The record is from RefSeq and is a predicted model, not a curated record. Gene Ontology annotation, molecular function: structural constituent of ribosome.
UUUUCUUUCUUUGGUUUACGAACUUGCUUCCUUCCUUUUUUUGCUAAACCCCAUCGUGGCAUUGUAUCUGAUUAAUCUUCAUCGCAUACUGAUUGAUCGAAAUGUCAGGCGGUUUAGACGCACUCGCACUCCGUGAAGCCGAUGUUGCUAAAUUUUUGGCAUGCGGCACCCACUUGGGAACAAGUAAUUUAGAUUUCCAGAUGGAACAAUACAUCUUCAAGAGAAAGGCCGAAGGUACAUAUAUCAUCAACUUGAGAAAAACAUGGGAAAAGUUGCUGUUGGCUGCCAGAGCAAUUGCAGCCAUAGAAAACCCAGCCGAUGUUUGUGUUAUAUCAGCUCGUCCUUAUGGUCAGAGGGCUGUUUUGAAGUUUGCAUCAUACACAGGUGCAACUCCAAUUGCUGGAAGAUUCACUCCUGGUGCUUUCACUAACCAGAUUCAAGCAGCUUUCCGUGAACCAAGACUGCUUGUUGUGACUGACCCAAGAACUGAUCACCAGCCAGUGACUGAAGCUGCAUAUGUGAAUAUUCCUGUAAUUGCUCUAUGCAACACUGACUCACCACUGAGGUACAUCGAUAUUGCAAUCCCGUGCAACAACAAAAGCAUCCAGUCCAUUGGUCUCAUGUGGUGGCUGUUGGCCAGGGAAGUUCUGCGCCUUAGAGGAACCUUGAGCUCUGAUGUCCCAUGGGACGUCAUGGUUGAUCUCUUCUUCUACAGAGACCCCGAAGAGAAUGAGAAGGAAGAACAAGCUGCUAUUGAGCAAGCCAAGGGACCAAAAGAAGAGUUUGCUGAAGCAUACCAACCUGAGGUUCCAUUCAGCACUGAGCAAUGGGGAGCAGACUCGGUAGCACCACAGCAGCCAGCUUUUACAACCGAUGACUGGUCAGCUACAGACACGGGCGAUUGGUCGAAUGCAGUCCCACCUGCGAGUGCAGCUCCAACCACAGAGUGGGGAGGCGCCACCACUGGCGAAGCUUGGGAUUAAAGAACACUCGACCAUCGAAUGUUCCGUUUGCUCUCCUAUCAGUUCUUUAAAGAAUUGGUAUGUUGUUAUUUGUAACAUGUCAGCAAAAGACGAAACUCACUAAUCAGAGAAAUUUUUUAUGAAAUAAAAAAAAUAAACAUUUUGAACAGUGUUAUUGUUGAUUUUAAACUACAGUGAUACACGAAAAUGAUUUAACUUUACAUAGAUUGAAUGAUUAGUAUAUGAAGCAAUCAUUGAUAAUGUAACAAGUCUCACAGUUAAUGGAAAGAAAAUUAUUCGAAUGAAAACAAAAAUUGAAAAUUCGUAAAAAAUUCGAUUGGUGUUGUAGUCCAUCUGUUGUUAUUGCAAUUUAUAGUUUGGUGUGGUUAUGUUGGCUUGUAUAACAGCGUAGUCACGUAUUUCUUCCUGUAUCUGUGGGUGCCACUCAUCACUAUCACUCCAUCCUUGAUGGAGAGAGCAUAGAGAUGGUUUAGCAUGACGUGAUUUGGUUCUGGUAACAGUGUAGGCUCGCACUGCAAGGGUGAUCCAGUAUUUAGAAUGACCUGCAAAAGUUGCGGUGGUAGCGUGGGAGGUGCCGUUAUAUUUGCCGAGUGGGAUUUCGCCGGGAUAUCCUGAGUGUACGAUCCAGGUGGAGAUUUACUGAAUCCUGAUCUUGAAGAGUCAGCCCCCAUGCUAUCAUGGGCCAGGGCUUCAAAAACUUCAAAAUCUGAUGGCUUCACUUCGAGAGUGUUGUACUCUUCACCAUUUUCUUUCACUAUCUCUUUCUUUUUAUCACAUGUCCAAUGGCCAUCAACCAGAAAUUUAUAUUUGUAUGUUCCUUCAGGUAAAUUGACCACAGUGCAAAAAUUGUGUGAACUUUUAACCAUGGGCAGUUUAGUUGUACCGUCAUCAAAAGUAACAAAAACCGUGUGACAAGGAUUAUCCUUGUCAGUCUCCCAUUUUAUAACACUCGGUAACUUUCUAGGCUCGGUGUCUGCUGGAUCUAAAGGUUGCAUUGUAUUUUCUGUGUCGUCAGAGCCAAAAAACAUUUUAGGAGAUGUGUCAUAUUCAGCAUCUUGUUGUCCUGGAUAACCGUGUAUCUGCUUGGGAUUGAACAGGGUUGGACCCCCAUCAUCCAAUUGUUGCAUUCUAUCUCUUCCUCCUGUAUUGCCCAUCUUGACUUGUUGAUUUGAUCCACACUCCACAGGAUUCUUAUUUUUCUUAUAAUUUCAGGAAAAAACCAACUCGCUCAGCUUGAAAAACCUCAAAAUUAAAAAGAUUCAGAAAACGAUUGAAAGAAUUAAUUACUAAUCUUCAAAUUCGGCAUUAAUUCACUAUAAAAUUAUUAAAUUGAUUCAACUCGACGGACGAUUUCAC